AGGGCUUUUGGUCCCGACAAUUUUGUGGCUUCCAUUGCCCCACACUCUUCGUUUCUUCGUUGCACCUUUUCCCUACCACAACUUUCAUCGUCCCAUUGCUGCUAUAUACUACUGCCAAUCUAUUGCAGUCAUCGUUAACUACUUCUUCUGUUAUGGACUCCGACAGCAACAUUAACUUUGACGACGUCUUUGGCGGCCCUCCGAUGUGGACGAGAUACACCUAUGGUGGAUCUCAAAUGAAGUCAUGGGAGGAAACCAUGGUUUUCGGGGAGCCAAGUGAUCAUGAUGUUUUCAGGACAAGAAGUACUGACGAGAGUGUCCGAUGGAGUUCUCCAAGCUUGCCUACCAAGAUGACCAAAGCAGUAGACACUCCUGUAUUUGGUUCAUUUGUGCAUGCACAGAAUAACCAUCCAUAUAGAUUUUCAAGCCCAUCAACACAAAUUCUCAGAAACAAUUCAGGUCGAUCUGCUGCUGGUCAAACGUUGUUAACCCGUGAAUCAUCAAGUAAGGAGUGGCUGUUCAAAAAUAAAAAAUCUAGUAAGGAGUCAGUAUACUCGACACGAUCCACAGAUGACCACAAGUCAAAGGCUAGAACAGGUUCUUCAGGCAUUGAGUUUCACUUUUCUAUGCACAAAUGGGCCAAUGUAGGAGUACCAUCACUUAUGUCUCUUCAUCAAGGCACACAUCCUGGAAGUAGUAAAGUUAGUGUACUAUCAAUUGACAAUAUGCAAAAUUCUGGCUUCCCAAAUAAAGAUUUAUACGCGGAGAAACAACAAGUUAAAAGUUCGUUAUUACACGAUGAGUUUGAAAGAAAAGGUUACGAAGAGGCUGGAACUAAGAAAAAGGUGAGUUCCAGUAACAAAGCCGAAGUAAAUAAGCCUGGUGUUGGAUCACCUAAAAACCAAGUUAAGGUUAUGCUCAAAGAUCUCUUCAAGGUGCCUAAUCAAGAAAGUCCUCCAAAAACCAAAACCAAAACUAAGAAAUGAUGACGGAUGCUUUUAAAACAACAAGUUUGGCCUGUGAUUUGCCUGCAGAGUGUGUAAAAAUGGCCCAAGAUGCUUCGGUUACACUACCAUUGGAUAGUAGAGUGUCGGAUGCUUCGUUCAUGGUGAAGGAAGAAAUUAAGAGGUCCAAGAAGCUGAAAUUUGCACAAAACCGUACUAUUAGAACACUCGAAGAUAUUGAUUUUCAGAAGAAUGCCUCGCCAACUUCUGAUUCUAUUCCUAACGGGUCUCAAGCUAGUGUUGAAACUAUAGACGAUCUCUCUUUCGAUAACUUCCAGGUAGAAGAAUUGGAACCUGUAGCAUCUGAGGCCAUUAUGGUAGAUAUAGUCAUUAUGAUCAUUUAUACCAUUUUUAUCCAGUGUUAUAUUCACACAAAUUACAUAAAAACCCAGGCUUUGGAUUCAAAGAUCCAUAUGUGGUCAAGUGGAAGAACAGGAAACAUUCGCUCACUGCUCUCCACUCUACACUUUGUAAGCCCAAACGCGUUAUACGUCUAGUAUAAAUACGCUUAAAUACGCAUUUUGGCCGAAACUAAUCCUAAAGUGACGAGCUAAACAUGUUAAAACAUGUUUAACGAAGUUAGAAAACAGGUUUGAUAUCAAAACAAACGGUUUUGAUACCCAAGAAUAGUUUGGUUACAAAAUACGCUUAAAUAUGCAUUUUGGCCGUAACUACGACUCGUCACUACACCUAAUCAACGUGGUAAUCAGUAGGUAUAGUCACUUGGGACUAUAACCAUCGUGAUUACGCUCAAACGAACUUCGUGUUGACCAUAAACUGGUCAAUGCAGAAAGUCAAACACCGUUUGACUUUCGUGCUUGAAAACGCAUAAAAGAACAAAAGAAUACUUACAACAGGUCCAAGAAAUGGAAGUUUGAUCCAAUUAUUCUCAGGUAUGAAGUGAAAUCACUCCAACUUAGAGAACAAAUCAGAUCAAGUGUGAAGAAUGGAAUGAAUGGAGGUGGGUAUUUAUAGAAAACCAAGAACCAUUAGGAUCGUUUCUCGUAAACCGAGCUUGAAUCUUGGCCUUACACUUGGGCCCAAGUUUUUCAAAACCAUGUGGAUGUUAAAAACCAUUAAAUUUGAGCCAAUAGCAUGCCAAAACAAUGUUCAAAACCAUCAAAAACCAGCUGGAUGACCAGAUUCAAAGCUUCUGCCUGCAGCUUUGUCGCGGCCCGCGUAGAUCUGCACAAGAUCUUACGCAGUGUUUAAACAUCUUUCCACAUACAAAAGGGCAACUGUUUAUAAAAAUGCUUCAAACCUCUGCCCAUAGCUUCUGCCCAUAUUCAAAAUUUAAAAUCCUUGCUCCAAAUUCAAACUACAUAUGAAUUUGGCUCCCUAUAAAUAACAUAUAUGAAAUUGGCUCCACAUUCAAAUUUCCAUUUAUCUCUCUCACUCAUAUUUGCGAAUCAUAUCUCUCUCACUCAAAUGCAUAGCUCUCAUGAUUGAGCCGGUUAAUCUUCGAUUACAGUUCUUUAUUCGAACAUUUAUUGACUCCGUUUACACAUUAUCCUUUCAAUAUCAUUGUUCCAAUAUCAUUGUUCCAACAUCGUUGUUUCAUUCAAGCUCUGUUUUACACAUCAACGUUUCACCUCAGCUUUUCUUAUGUCACUUCUUUUUCUCUUUUUAUAGAAAGUAUAGAUAGAUUGUUACAGAAAGCAAAAAUUCCAUAUUCAGUCUGUUCAUCUGCGAUUACAGCUUUUUGUGCUUCACGUAAGUUUUCCAACAUCAUUGUUGCAACAUCGUUGAGGGUAUGUUUUUUUAUGUAAUUUUGAAUCUUAAAUUUUGAACUGAUCUAUUCUAAUUCUCGCUUUAUAUUUCAGCCUAAUCAGAGUUGUAUAAAAUUCAAACAAUCAGUUGCGGGUUAUUUUAGGUUUGUGGAUUCUUUUAAACUGUUGAUAUAUGUUGAUAAUAUUUAUUUUAAGGUGUUGAUAUAUUUCAGCUUUGUUUUUUCCGAGCGAGCAGUGGGAAAUUCUUCUGCACUGUUCUUGAAGUCUGAAGUGUAGAAAGUAGAGUGCUUCAUGAAGCCCCGAUGCUGUUCUAGGUUUUCUUGUAUUUAUUAUCACUGAUGAUGUCGAUUUUAUAUAUUAGUUCUUCAAUUAGCCUAAUUAUCAGCCUUUUAUAAUGUUUAAAAUGCAUCUUUAUGACAAAUGAAGAAGUUAAUGGUAAUUAUGAUAGCCUGUUUUUUU
Molecule: messenger RNA, 3193 nt
Organism: Helianthus annuus (common sunflower)
Lineage: Eukaryota; Viridiplantae; Streptophyta; Magnoliopsida; Asterales; Asteraceae
Exons: 7
Coding region: 983-1501 (172 amino acids)
Source: RefSeq, a predicted model, not a curated record